CCAUUAUUUUGUAUCCGUUCAACUGCUGAGCAAGCCGGUCUUGAAAUUAUCGGCAAAAUAAAUUGGGUUUUUGUAAUUAUGUGUCAUUAUUAGAUAAAGGAAACAUGUUAAUUCAAACAUUACUUUGGCAAUGGUGGCUGAUUUUGGGGAUUAUAUCGGUGUCAGCGAACGAUGUUAGCCCACCACAUAUACUUUUUAUAAUGGCUGAUGAUAUGGGCCACAACGAUGUUUCAUAUCACGGCUCGGACCAAAUCUCCACACCUAACCUUGACGCUCUCGCCACUCGUGGUACAAUUUUAAAGCAGUACUACAGCGAAGCAAUAUGUACACCUGCUAGGACCGCGCUACUCACAGGAAAAUACCCCAUGAGAACUGGAAUGCAGGGUUUUCCUUUGUACAACUCAGAAGAUCGAGGUAUUCCACUGACUGAAAAGCUGUUGCCGGCUCAUUUGAAGGAUAUAGGUUAUAAGACGCAUUUGGUUGGGAAAUGGCAUCUUGGAAUGGCGAGCAAACAAUUUUUGCCACAGUAUCGAGGUUAUGAUAGCCAUUAUGGACUGCGCGGAGGAUUCAUCGAUUAUUUGACACACCAUAAUGUGGAGCAGUGGCCUGACGGUACACUUUUGUUUGGUUUGGAUUUAUUCGACAACGAUGUACCUCAAAUAACUGAAGAGCGAUAUGUUGUGGACGCUCUAACAGAUAGAGCUGUUGAAAUUAUAUUUGGCCAUAAUUCGUCCACACCACUCUUUCUUCACUAUACGUCGUGUGCGCCACACGCGGGUAAUGCUGGCGGAGCUUUGCAACCACCUCUAUACAAAAAGCUUGGCAGCAGACACGUUGCUAACUCAGAUAGACGACUUUAUGCAGAGGUUGUGCGACAUCUUGACUACAGUGUGGGACGACUUGUCCGGGCGUUGGCUGAUAAAGGCAUUCUUCAUAAUACACUUAUCGUAUUCGUGUCUGAUAAUGGUGCACCCACUACAGGAAUGUACAGUAAUUGGGGAGUCAAUUUGCCCUUUAGGGGCCGGAAACAAACUCCCAGGGAGGGAGGGGUAAGAGUUCCAGCCUUCAUUUGGCAUGCCGGCUUGAAACCAAACGUUUGGGAUGGUCUUAUGCAUAUUUCUGAUUGGAUGCCGACAUUACUCGCAGCUGCUGGCAGAAAGAAGUUCGAUGAAAUGAUUGACGGAAUUAACCAAUGGCCUUCAAUAUUACGAGGACAACUAUCUCGAAGAAAAGAAGUGUUGGUUACUGUUGAAGAUAGAGAUAAUGGAUACGCAGCUUUACGCAUGGGUGAUUACAAACUAUUAAUUGGAAAUUUCACCGGAGUUGCGAGCGACUACUAUGGAGCUGAAUUCUUGGCAAAUAAAGAAACGCCGCCAGAUUUUUACGACUCGUUGGCGUCGUCUGAAGUUGCUAAGGUGUUUUCAACUUUAGGAAUUACUUACGACUAUGGGGACGUUAUCGCUACGAGGAAAGCGGCUGUGGUGAAGCAAAUAGACACGAUUAAAGAUCAAGUCCCUUGUAUACCAACACCAACCCGCGGUUGCCUCUACAACCUUAAAAAAGAUCCAGCAGAGAGUCACGACUUAUGGCUUCGAGGGCAGAAAAUCGUUUCCUUGAUGACUAUGCGCCUGAAUUCUCUCUGGUCUCAAAUGGUUAGACGAGGCCCAACCAAAUUAAACAUAGACGCAGAUCCAGCUAGUCAUAACUAUAUUUGGUUGACGUGGCUCAACAAUUUCACCCAAGAGAGCCCUCUCAAUGAAAAAUAAUUUUAUAAGGAUGCACAACCGCUCACCGUCGGCUGUGAAUGUUCGAAUAACUGACAAAAUUUCUUGUGUGUCGUACAAAUAAGGAGUGUGUUUCAAUAGUUCUGUAUCGAAAUUUUAAAGAUGACAUAUAAUCGCGAAAAUAGUUAAUAUAUUUCUUAUACGUACAAAUAAAUAGAGGUCUUAAUAAUUGUUAUUUUUAUAUAAACUAGUCAUCAUCAGUGUAGCAGGCAUUUUUUGUAUUAUCUAAAAUCUGUAGCACUAAUCACAAAGUACUUUUAAAAAUCAUACCUAGAACGUGAAAUUAUUUUUAAAAUUACGUUUGUUAUGCUAGUAACAUGUUACAUUACUUGUAUGCUCAAACAUUUUUUUUUUAGAUUUAUCGACAAGCUUAUGCUGCCUUUAAUCUUUUAAUUGCUUUCUUGGACUAGACCCGUUUUGAUAACAUGAAAACAUACACAAAAAACAUAUUUCGGAAUUGUUACAUAUUUGGAACGAUAAUGUUAUUAAAAUGUAAUUUUUAAAGAAUAAGUAUUGUAUAGAAACACUCUUUUUAUUAUAUUAAACAAAGUCCAGGCAAAAAGGAUCAUCAGGCGAAGAUUUAUUACAGAGUAUUGUAAUUUUAAUACAUAAAUUGUUUUGAAUAAUCAUGUAUUGUACUUGUUAAAUGCAAUAUUAAACAAACUAAUUAUUUCGUAUCAAUAAUAAAUGUACAUAUUCUCGAAAUCUUCAUGUAAACUAGUACAUACUCGUAUCUAUUUGUAUAAGACGUAUAUUAUAUAAUAGGAAGAACGUUUAACAAAAAUUACAGUAUAUAAAAAU
Messenger RNA from Pieris napi, 2585 nucleotides. RefSeq names its product arylsulfatase B-like. The transcript is spliced from 8 exons. The coding region runs from base 105 to 1766 and encodes 553 amino acids. NCBI's taxonomy places the organism in Eukaryota, Metazoa, Arthropoda, Insecta, Lepidoptera, Pieridae. The record is from RefSeq and is a predicted model, not a curated record.